Molecule: messenger RNA, 1237 nt
Organism: Cheilinus undulatus (humphead wrasse)
Lineage: Eukaryota; Metazoa; Chordata; Actinopteri; Labriformes; Labridae
Exons: 5
Coding region: 44-499 (151 amino acids)
Source: RefSeq, a predicted model, not a curated record
CUAUACAUCUGACUCGAGCCUUACCACUGACAGUGCUUGGAAUAUGCAUGUCCUUAUUUUGAUGCUGCUUUCUGCUGUGGGUGCACGUAAAGCCGUGUCCCAGCAGACGCUGAUGUGUCCCUAUGAACUAAACCAUGAGGGUCUGCAGAGAGUUUGGUGCAGGCAGAGCUCCGCUGACUGUUGCACCGGCUUCACCUUCAACGAGAGCGCACAUUUCUUGGAUGGAGGCAAACUAGAGGUCACUCAUGGCUUGGAUUCCUUCACUGUGGCCGUGCUGAAGCCCAGUCAUGGAGGGGGAGUGUACUGGUGCGGUGUGCUGAGUAACAAUGGCACCAUCAUCAAGCUGGCUGAACACGACAUCCACACAGCCUGGGGCUUUUACAUCUGGAGCAUUGCUCGCUGGGUUCUGCUGCCUGUGAUGCCCAUGGUGGUCAUUUUCACCAACUUUUACUCCAGAAGAAUACGUCCAAACAUGCGUAAGGAAACAGACAGGCUCUGAUGAUGUACCGCCAUCCUGCAGAGAGAAACUUCUCUGAGCUGGAGUGAUGAGGAGAAAUUUAUCUAGAUUUUGGAGGCCUUUUUUUCUUUAACUAACACAUUACUAAAGAAACACUGUAAGAGGGAUAAUAGAGAAAUAUAAAGAGAAAAUAAGGAAUAGCUCACAGGCAGCCAUGCUAUUUUUUUUAUUAUAUUUUAAAUUUAACAGUAAAAAACAACCCUUUUAUUUUCAUCAUAACAGCAAGACAUUGUCUGAUGCCAACAGAUAAUAAUAAAACUACACAUAAUCGUAGAGUAUAAACAGCGUGACAUGCAGUGAGGGGCAGUUAUUUCAGAGUCCCCAGGCAAAGACCAGUGUGUGGACAUUUUUCAUUGUGUCUAAUGCAAUCAAAGCAAAGUAGAGGGACGUUUUGAAGCGUUUCUUUUCAGUUUAAAAAACAUCCCAAUAGUUAAACAUGUUUGAAAGAAAAGUGUUUUUAUAGAUAAAAUUAAUAUUUGUGGACUACAGGUGAAAUAUCAGUUCUUGUGCCAUAAAUCCUGAUUUAUUUGAUGCCACUUUACCACACAGUAGUCCUCAAUUUACUGAUUUGAUAUCUCAGGAUUGGUCUAGCUUGCUUUAACUUGUUUGAUAUAAAAACAUGGUUGAGCUUUUUUAAUAGCAUUGAAGCCAGUAGGGCAGUGAUACUCAACGUGUGGCUCUUUAUGUCUGAGUUUGAAACAUUAUUCCUGUUAUUGCCAC